AUGGCGGGACAGACACGGAGCUCGGCAAAGGUCCAAGCAGCGAUUGCUGUCCUGGCUGUUGUGUGCUUCUGUGAGGUGGUUCCAACAGGGUGGUGUGCCCACCGUGGCAUUGGUCCGGGCACCUCACAUCGAAGAUUGCAGCGUGGUCGCGGACAGCGCUGCACGAGAUUUUCUGAAGGUUCGCCUGGCCGCGUAGUCUUCCUGGGUUCGCCCGACUGCGUGGAGGUGGUGCUGCAGUCUCUCUGGAAUGCCAGCCAAGCCUCAACAGAUUUCGAGGUCUGUGCCGUGGUUUCUCGUCCGCCGAAGCGCGUCAAGAAGGCCAUCGCCAAAACUCCCGUGCAUGAGCUCGCUGAAGAUCUCGGGGUCUCCAACAUCUUGACGCCACCAUCAGCAAGAGAUGAGGCGUUUCUGGAGAAACUAGAAGAGUUGAAGCCUGAUGUCUGCGUGACUGCCGCGUAUGGGGAAUAUUUGCCGCGGCGGUUUCUAGAGGCACCGCGUUUGGGCACCAUCAACCUCCACCCGUCACUGCUGCCACGAUGGCGAGGCGCUUCGCCCGUGCAGCGCUGCCUGGUGGCUGGCGAUACGGAGACGGGAAUCACGAUCCUGUACACUGUGGCGAAAAUGGAUGCUGGGCCCAUCAUCGUCCAGGAGAAAAUGGCCCUCGAUGGCUCUGAGACUUCUCCAGAGCUGCUUGAUACGCUCUUCCGGUGGGGUGGCGACCUCCUGGUGGAGGUGCUGCCAAAAAUCCUCGCUGGCGAGGUCACGAUGGAAACCGCAGCCGUUCAAGAUGAACGCCUUGUGGAAAAGGCCCCGCUCAUCUCGAAAGAUGAGGGCAAACUCUGGCCACACAACGAGACCGCUCUCCAGAUGCGAGACAAGGUGCGGGGCUUCACGGGAUGGCCCGGCACCACGCUUGCGAUCACCUGCUCGGGCUCCAAAGCUCCGCCUCAAGGCGUCCGGGUCAAAGUAGCAGGCGCAGACGUC
Messenger RNA from Symbiodinium necroappetens, 984 nucleotides. Lineage: Eukaryota; Dinophyceae; Suessiales; Symbiodiniaceae. The record is from the annotation of a GenBank genome assembly.